CGCAUCGCUCCUGCAUUGCUCCAUGAAAAAGUAUGAAAAAUAGUUGACUUUGACUCAGGGAAGACAGAAUCGGAUUCCAGUGCUAGAUAAUAUUCCUCGUUUUGUCCUUUUUUUAAAAGGAAUAGAGGAAUUUAUAUACAGCUAUUAUAAAUUUUAAGGUUACAUAACCUAUUUGUGUCGUCCACGUGUUUAAUAGACAACCGUUGUCCAAUGGUUUUUGGGUCUUCUGGAACCAUUGGACGUUAAAACUUGUAUCUGGUUAAUAAGGAUUUUUGUCCAGGACCACAAGGGCGGUGGUUAAUCCAUAAAUCCGCCCUAAGUUGAAGAAGAAGAAGAAAGAAAAUAACCUCACUUUUAACCGUCAAAAUGAUAAAACUAAACAAGCUGAAAUUAUUAGGUAAAAUUGGGUUUAAAGCCUUAAAAACAAACACAAAACACUUGAGAACGUUGAGUUCAAGAACCGAAAUAUUGGAACCUGUAAAACUCAGUUAUGCCACCUACGAAGACACAAAAAUAGAUGAAAACGAAAUGCUACCACCUUUAGUCGUUUUACACGGUUUAUUCGGUUCGAAAUCCAACUGGGCUUCACUGUGUAAAGCAUACCAACAAAAGUUACUGCCGAAACGAAAAAUUGUGGCUGUGGACUGCAGAAAUCAUGGCGAUAGUCCACACAGCGAUAGUCAUUCAUAUGGACACAUAGCAGUGGAUUUAAAGGAUCUAUUAAAUCAUUUAAAUGUUGAAAAAAUCGCUCUUAUGGGUCAUUCCAUGGGUGGAAGGGCGGUCAUGUUGUUUGCUUUGAAAUAUCCUGAACUGGUUGAAAAACUAAUUGUGGUAGACAUAAGCCCAGUUUCAUCUGAUAAAAGCCUCAAUACUAUGCCCAGUAUAUUGGCAGCACUGGAAAAUGCAAAAUUACCCGAUAAUAUACCCUCUUCACAGGCCAGAGCAAAUGUAGAUGAACAACUAAGUCAUACUGUUAAAGAAAAAGACGUGAGAGCUUUUUUGUUGACCAAUCUAGUUCAAACAAGUGAUAAAAAGUACAAAUGGAGGAUAAAUAUACCAGCAUUAAUGGCAAAUUUUAGCAACAACAUAGCAAAAUUCCCUAGUAUAAAUAAUAUGCAUUAUGAAGGCCCUACAUUGUUUGUUUCAGGGGAAAAAUCUAAUUAUGUAAAGGAAUCAGAUUAUCCAGAAAUAAAAAAAAUAUUCCCCAACACUCAAUUCAAUGUAAUUAAGGAAAGUGGGCAUUGGGUGCAUAGUGAAAAACCAAAAGAAUUCUUAGAUGUAACAGUAAACUUUUUAAACGAUUAUUAAUGUUGGUUAAAACACAAAAAACUCACCAAUUUUUAAUUUUUCACGAUUUGACAACUACAAGUUGUAGUCUACAACUGUCAUAUUUAAAAAUUCAGACUGCCAACAGAAAAAAAAUAUAAUGCCAACAGUAAAAAAUGAUAAAAUGUUACGUUUACCGUUGUUGUAGAUGAUUGUUAUUGUUUAUCUUGAUAUUUUAAACUGUAAAUAUGUAAUAAAAG
Messenger RNA from Brassicogethes aeneus, 1526 nucleotides. NCBI's taxonomy places the organism in Eukaryota, Metazoa, Arthropoda, Insecta, Coleoptera, Nitidulidae. The record is from the annotation of a GenBank genome assembly.